CUCAAUACUUGGAUGGAAAAAUUGGAGAAUGUAGACUAUCUGAGUCUGUGACCUGUAGUCUCAUGUUUCUGUCUUCAUCAGCAUAGUCAGUCAGCUCUUCUAAGUAUUUAAGUUUACAUUGAGGAAGCCUCUAUCCAUCUGACCAUCUGGUGACCUCGUAUCUAUGCCUGAAAACGAUAGAACCAUGACUGACGUGAGGGAGGUAGAGCUGCGCGAGCACGCGGGCUCGGAUCCGGUGGUAGUGGGAAGCGAAUCGGGCCUCCGCAAGCGUGCAGAUUCAGGGACAAGUGAUAUAUCGGAAGCAUUACAGUCAGGUAUACUACUUAGUAAGUAGUAGUGGAAUUAUAAUCAAGUAACCUCCUCCCUUAACAGGCUGUUUGUGUACAAAUUUCCCCCUUAUGUUGAGGUGUGCUGCAAAUCUAGAUUGGCUUCUUCCCUUUAUAUAGGGUCGAGGUUUAGGUCCAGCGGCGCUCAAAGCACUAAUUAAAACAACCGGUUAGUUUUACCUCUAGAGACUUAGCCCUUCCAACAAAAUACUUCGUAAGUAGUAGUUGCUUAGUUGCUUCUGCACGACCUUUUUAGUAGAGUUGACAAUCAUCUAGUUAUAGGAUCAAAACUUUGAGCCACUUAUUUGGCUUUGUACAUAGCUGAUCAUUGCUAGCUGCUUACUGCAGACCGUGAUUGAUAGAGGAGUACUAAAUUCCUCACUCCAGAAUCCGACUUGAAGUUACCCUAAGCCCUACGGUUACCUAAGAAAAAAUCCGACUUGAAGUUACCCAAAAAAUUCAGAACUUCCGCUUCCCUUUUCCGAGUACAGCAAACUCGACGUUUUGAACCAAAGGGAACGCUUGUGGUGUUCGAGGCUCGUGGUGUCUUCUUUUCUGGACAUCUUUGUUUCAUUCGGAGUCGCACUAACAGCCCUUUCUGCAGCCUACAAAGAUGUCGGAGUAAGCUUGUAUUGCAUAGGAAUACAAGCAUUGGCGCAUUGCAUCUCGAGUAUAUGCUGCUUCUUGCGCUUUUUCCGGGAGUCAAAGUGGGGCAAGUAUGGCGCAAAGGACGGCAGACAGGGAAGCGAGCAGGAUGAGGAAGACGCAGUAUUGCUGACCGAGAGGAGGCGAGACCUGGUUAUUAUGCACAGAUCUUUACAGUAAUCAACAGAAUUAGAGGAGGCGAGACCUGGUUCUUAUGCACAGAUCUUUACAGUAUAAUUAAGGGUCAACUUUCAACGGUCACCAUUUAGAUUGGAGUCACUGAGAUCGAAGAGGCGACCCCUUCUUGAGAGAACCGAGGGGACAGGGGAAAUAAACGAGGGGAAAGGGCGGGAGAGCUUUGAAGGGGGUCGCUUCCGUUCAGAGUCAUGAUGACCAAGGAAUGCAAAUGCUGAGCUUUAAAGUAAUCAACAGAAACAUCAAAUCUCUUAGCAUUGAUUUCACAAGCAACAUAAAUACUUAAAAACAUCAUUCCCGUACUACGUGACUACUCAAACUUGCUUGCUUUCUUCUACUAGAUCCAGAGUCACAACACCCAAAAUACUUAAAAACAUCAUUCCCAAUCCUACUUUCACUUGCUUUCUCUAAUCUGCGAGAACAAAUCCUCUCCAUCGGCAUCGCUUGCGCCAUGCUUCUUUCUUCCGUAGCUUUGAUGUUUAAGGCAGCACGGAAAUACCGGUUUUGGGACAGGUGGUACGAAGAUCAUCAAACCCAAGAUGAGUCGAUUCGAAGCAUGUGCGAAGUCCUAGUUAAGGCUUGCCUUAUUUUUAAGUCUAAUGUCGUGAUCUCCUGAUACUCAUAAGUACUUAUUAAUAAGGAGACAUCCUGGGUGCAUUUUGCAGACAUCCUGAAACUACUAGGGGUUUUCUUCAAGUGGAAAAAGGGCAACCUGGAGGUCAAAGGCAACCUGAUAGCCUAGGAGAGAGGGUUUUCAUUUUCUUCAAGUGGAAAAGAUGCCCUUCAGGAUUACUAUUUCAAGAUGGAUUGGAUCCAAGCAAUCAAUCAAAAGAAAGAUGGAUGUGAUCGACCUCUAACCUAGCGUGGAAGAGUGGAGCUUUAUACUUUCUCCACGCUGGUGUACGAUACCUUGCGAGGGCUGAUACCCCAGGACACAAAUUUACGAAUCAUAUUUUUUGGGUGUCGUUGGUGUCAAGCUUGUACUGCAUCGUGCUCGGGAUAUCGGCGAGGUACUAGUUUUGACUGGGUGACGAAAUAUAUUUGACCGAGGCCUUGAAAUUUAUUGACUCGAUGUCGCUCUUUGCCUCUUCUGCUACCCUAGCUCUACCGCUGUCGAUUGUUUGUGGAGCUGUUCUUCCUCUUUCGAGUAAUCUCUUCUCGCGUCUGUGAUGUCAAAUUUUUUCUUCAUCCCAUCAAAGCUAGGCACAAGAAAAAUGUAGUAAAAACGACUGUGAAAGAUGAUCAAACACCCAUCCUCCAAAAGAAUCACCCAUCCUCCAAAAGAAUCACCCAUCCUCCAAAACAAACACCCAUCUUCCCAACCAAAGAAACACCCAUCCAAAACCAUCCAUCCAUCCUCCAAAAAAACCAUCCAGCUACCAAAAAGAGUGGUCGUGGAAAGCAGAGCCAAUAGCGGCAACGAUCAUGUCGUUGGGGUGUGUUAUAGAGGGAAUCCGGAUUUGCUACGUGUACGUCGACGAUAUUGACUUUCUGUUGACGAGGCAUAAUAGGCCCUAGUUUGCUACGUCGACGAUAUUGACUUUCUGUUGACGAGGCAUAAUAGGCCCUAGAGGAUUUUGAGGUAGAGGAUAGGCAUAAUAAUUUCAAUUUUUGAAAGGGCGUGUGAUGGGAUGACGGGCUUGGGGAGAAAGGGGACGCAGUUCUACAGGAGACCAGUUUAUAGGUUUACAAUUACAUCGCUGCCUCUGAUGUGUGACACUUGCAAAGACUUAGAGCUUGUUACCCACUCCACACAUGACUUCAACCCUUGCGGGCUUCACUGGGCAUCCUAUGGCACUUAGUAUGUGCUCCCAGGUUCUCUC
Molecule: messenger RNA, 2989 nt
Organism: Amoebophrya sp. A25
Lineage: Eukaryota; Dinophyceae; Syndiniales; Amoebophryaceae
Source: the annotation of a GenBank genome assembly